Stomoxys calcitrans (stable fly) is the source of this 4204-nucleotide messenger RNA. RefSeq names its product octopamine receptor beta-2R (gene Octbeta2R). The coding region runs from base 2114 to 4204 and encodes 696 amino acids. The transcript is spliced from 8 exons. Gene Ontology annotation, biological process: adenylate cyclase-activating adrenergic receptor signaling pathway. Gene Ontology annotation, molecular function: octopamine receptor activity. NCBI's taxonomy places the organism in Eukaryota, Metazoa, Arthropoda, Insecta, Diptera, Muscidae. Gene Ontology annotation, cellular component: membrane. The record is from RefSeq and is a predicted model, not a curated record.
AAUUCAUUCGUUAGUAGUCUGCCUGGUGUGUGGCCACGUUUAAGAGUAAACUACGGACGCGUUCUCUAUUUCAAAUCAAAGCUCCCCCCUCACUUAACAACAAUAAUAAAGCAAGAAGAAUAAUUUUAAAUAAUAAUAAAUAAAAUAGUUGUACCCACAACAACAACAACAACAGCAACAAAGUUGAAGAAGAAGAAGAAAAAAUAGAAAACAAAAAGCAGGCUUCAAACAAGGCAAAUUUCAAGAGUGAAUAUUAAAAAAAAAAAAUUAAAUAAAAAAACGGGAAAAAUUAUUAAGACCGGAAAAUUUGAAAAUCGGAAAAAUUAAGCCUCGAAAUCUCUUUGCAAUCAAAACGGUUUACAAACUUAAAUUUUCGCUAUUAACGUUCAUAUAACGGUUCUGCAAUAAACGCGCUUCGCUUGCAACUCCAUUUGUUUUCGUUUUGCGGUCCACCAUGUCGCUAAGUUGCUUUUGCCGCUUGAAUUUGCGGUGUUAGCUCGCUUGCUGGCUGUUUGUUGAUUGCUGUUGUGAUGGACUAAAUGUGGCCAAUUAAAAUGUUUAUGAUUACGAAUCUCCAUUUGGAUUCGUGGAAAUCACAGGAUGUACAAUUGGCCCAUUGUUGUACGAUGUCCAUUUAAAUAAAAUGACAAUUUAUGCUGAAAGGCACGAAAACCAUUAGAUGUCCAUCUAUUAGAAUAUUUAGCGGAGAAUGGCAAAGCCAACAGGGAAAAAUGAUAAAAAUCAACUCAAGCACCGGCAGCAGAAGUCGCCUUCUCAUCAGCGUCAGCAACAACGACAACAACAGCAACAACAAUUAAGGAAAAGAACUAAAAUUAAUUUAUAAAAAAAGCAAAAAAAAAGACAAAAACUCAGACACACAAAAAUAAAUUUAAACCACAAAGGAAGCAAAAAAUAGAAACAAAUUGAAAACUAGCGACAACUAACCAAAAAACGAAUGAAGAGCAAAAAAAAGCAAUUCAACUAAAAGUACAACGAUUUUCAGAGUGAAAUAGAAUUUCCUUGUGUUUCCACACCAACACAAGGCAACCAACUGACUGGCUGGCUGGCUGUUUGUCUGUCUGUCUGUCUGUGGGUCCACCACGAACAUCAUCACCACCAUCAACAGCGCCAACGCCACGGGAUGUCGGGCAAUGUGACCGCGACCUCGACCAUCACAGAAAUGAGGGAAAUUUCUCCAAUCGUCGGCAAAGGCAAUAGCAGAAAUAACCACAGCAUCAUCAGCAUCACCACAAAAAACGCCAAACCAACCCGCGUCGCCUCUAACGCCGCCGCCAGCACUAAGAAAUAAUCAAAAUUUUUUGAAAAAAUAAACCAAAGAAGAAAAAUAUUCAAAAAUAAGAGGAAGCAAAUAUUAAUAUAGUAUGCAAAACAAAUAAAAUAUCGAAAACAAGCAAAACAAAUUUCAAAAAAAAAAAAAAAGUGGAAAUAAAACUAAAAAAUACCAACGCCAGAGAGACAACUUUUGGUCAACAGGCCAACAGCAAGCAACGAAAAUUGAAAGAAAAUUUUUAAAGCGUUUUUUUUUUCUUUCUUCUCGGACUUCUGGGGCGUUGAACAUUUAUUGUUUUCAACUCAUCAGCGUCCUCCUCGCCAUCAUCAUAAACAUCAUAAUCGCCGUGAUCAUGAUCAUUGUCGUCGUUUUGGAAAAUUAAGACUUUGAAUAAAAAUAUUUUGAAAUCGAGUCCUCAGUCGUCGUUAAGCAUAAAAAAGAUCAACGCGCGCGUGUGUUCAAUGUUGAAAAUUCCCAAUAGCAAACAAAAAAAGAAAUAAAUACGAAAAAAAUCAUAACAACGUGUUUUUCGAAAGGGACUAUUAAGAAUAAAUUGCACCCUUCCCCCCUCCCACCCCCUUCUCCCUUAAAGUGAGGAGAAAAAAUUCACAACGACAACAAGUGAAAGUGAAAAAAAAUGUGAAUUUUCCGCAAAACAAAAGUUACCAAGCGAAAGAAAAAAAAAUAUUUAACAGCAAUAACAAAAAAAUCUAAAAAAUAUUAAAAAAUUAAGACAAAAAAAAAUUAUUUUAAAAAUAUUUUGUUUUUGAUUAGAAAAAUUGCAAUCAAAAUUGUCCAGUCAUCCAAAGAAAAGUGUUUGUAAUGUCUACAAAAACUGCAAUUGCAAGUGCAUCUACAACCACCAACGCCAGCUACACCAAAGCAUCAGCAACACCCAACAAGACUGCGUCAGCAACGGCAAUAACAUCACAUGAGCAUGAUGCAAGGCCCCUAAGUGCAGCCGAUAAGGCUGGAACAGGCGCCAACGACUCAAGUGCCAGUGGCAAGGCAGCCACCACCAUCGCCACCACCACCACCACCACCUUCAAUAGCAACACCGCCAGCAAAGUACUCAAGGAAAAUGUUUUACAUCGAAUACGGCGGCACCGCAACAGAAGGUUGUGCCCAAACACCAAAGACUUGGCGGCCAUCAAGACAAUGCCUCCAGCAGCAGCCUCAGCAUCAACAUCAGCAUCGCAUAGUUGUGGAUGGUCGGCUACCAGCCCUCACUGCCUUUCAUCGGCAACAGCUCCUACGCCUACGUCGAGGAUAUCGUCCUCCCACUCUGCCCUUACCACCACUCAUCUAAGUACAACCACCCUAGGCACUGCUCUUGCUGCUGCCUUUUGGCAUGCAACAAAUAGCAUCAGCCUUGCCGCUGCUGCCACCAUUGCUGGUGGUGGCCCUGCCCUGCAUUCAUCCCAUAACCAUCAUAAAGCAUCACAUCAACACCCACUACCACCACCUGCCCCAGCGUUAAAUGAAUUUCUAGCCUAUGACAUGGAUACCGGUCUGCACAGCAUGUCAUUGGUCGAAGGCGGUUCGUCGUUGGGUCAACAGCAGCAGCAACUGGAAGAGAUAUCCGCAAAUGCCACCACAACUGCCGUUCAAUAUUUGCAUAAUGCAGCUGCCACUGCCACCUCUGCUUUAGCUGCUGUCAAUGCAUCGCUGUUUGAUGACGCAGGUGGCGGUGGUGGUGGCGCCACCAAUGGCACCGAUAUCACUGACGAAGGCAAUUGGUUGGAUGAUCUGGGUUUGAUUGUGAAAGCUGCCGCCAUGUUGAUAAUCAUUAUUGCCGCCAUAUUUGGAAAUCUACUUGUUAUUAUUUCUGUGAUGCGUGUUAGGAAAUUAAGAAUCAUAACGAAUUAUUUUGUAGUCUCCUUAGCCAUGGCUGAUAUUAUGGUCGCCAUAAUGGCCAUGACAUUUAACUUUAGUGUACAAGUCACGGGACGCUGGCUUUUCAGUACAUUCCUAUGCGAUUUGUGGAAUAGUUUGGAUGUCUACUUUUCAACUGCAAGCAUAUUGCAUUUAUGCUGUAUAUCAGUCGAUAGAUACUAUGCCAUUGUAAAGCCCUUAAAAUAUCCCAUUAGCAUGACAAAGCGAGUCGUUGGCAUAAUGAUACUCAACACUUGGAUUUCGCCAGCUCUGCUCUCCUUCCUGCCCAUCUUUAUUGGCUGGUAUACCACCGAUUUUCACAAGAACUAUGUGAAAGAGCAUCCCCAUGUGUGUUUGUUCAUUGUCAAUAAACCGUAUUGUGUCAUCUCGAGUUCGAUAUCCUUUUGGAUACCAUGUACGAUAAUGAUUUUCACAUAUUUGGCCAUAUUUCGCGAAGCGAAUCGCCAGGAGAAGCAGAUGAUGAUGCGACAUGGCAAUGCAAUGCUAAUGCAUCGGCAUUCGGCAGUUGCGGGAACCGGAAGUGAAGCUCUAAGCGGUUCUGGUUCCUCGAAACAAUUGACCAUGCAUGAGGUGGAACAGGAUCAUACACCGACUAAAGAUAAACAUUUAAUUAAAAUGAAACGAGAACACAAGGCUGCAAGAACAUUAGGUAUAAUUAUGGGUACAUUCAUACUGUGCUGGCUGCCAUUCUUUUUGUGGUACACAAUUACCACGCUGUGUGAUGUGUGUGAGGUGCCCGACAUUGUGGUGGCCAUUCUCUUCUGGAUUGGCUAUUUCAAUUCCACACUGAAUCCGCUCAUUUACGCUUAUUUCAAUCGUGACUUCCGAGAGGCAUUUCGCAAUACCCUACAGUGUUUGUUCUGCAAUUGGUGGCGAGAUCGUCAUAUGGCCCUCGACAUGGAUAUGCGACGGGGCAGUAUGCGCUAUGACAAUCGGGCGAAGAGUGUCUACUCGGAAAGCUAUUUGAAUGCUAGCCACGCCCAAAGGCGUACCAGCCAAAUAGUCGAUAGUUUAUAA